Messenger RNA from Porites lobata, 3569 nucleotides. The record is from the annotation of a GenBank genome assembly. NCBI's taxonomy places the organism in Eukaryota, Metazoa, Cnidaria, Anthozoa, Scleractinia, Poritidae.
AUGGCUCCUCCUCAACUUCGUGGAUUUGUCCAACGUGACCUCAGAAAUGCAAUUAUACGAGCAUUGGGUCUGGCAAUGGCUUUCGGCUUCAGUUACAAGUAUUUUGUCGCUUGGCCAAGAAGAAAGGCGUAUGAAGAUUAUUAUUUGAAUUUUGACGCCGAAAAGGCAGCCAAGGAGAUGGAAUCGGAAAUGAGUGCUUAGAUGUCCUUAAUAUUCAAUGUAUAUCUGUUGUCAUGAUGCUGAGUAAGUAUUAGGGAGUUUUACAACCAACGACGACGUAAAAAUUCGCGCUUAUCCCAUCUCGUUCAUUUCGUCAAAUGUUGGCUUCUUUCUUGGAUCGCCGAGUUGAAUUUAAAAGGGCUGUAUCAAAGUGCAGGAAAUGAAAAAGAGAGUGGUUGUCUUGUGUUGACUUCUUCCACAAAACGUGAAAUUAGGCAAUUUCACGUCGUAAUAGUGCAGUGACGGUAAAGAAAUGUACAAAAAAGCGUGGUGCAUGUGUAGAUUUGUUGUUUUGAUAGACACAGACAGCAUGACGGCAGUUAUUUCUUUAAACUGAAUUCAGGUGAAUUGCUUUCUUUCAGCUGUUCUUUGUUUGAAUUUCAGGUAACUUGUUGUUCGCCGUCUUCAGUGGACAAUGUGUAGCAGUUCAGCUUCAAUUGUGCCAUAGCCAGGUCCCUUGACUUGUCGUAGAUAGUGUCAAAAAAUAAAAUAUUGUUUAAAAUAAUAAUAAUAAUAAAAACUAUUAAAAAAUUGAUGUUAUGUUCCGCCCUUUUAACGCAAUUUUAAAAUAACCAGCUGAAGAAUUCAAUCGUGUGAGUAACAGUGAAGGAAGACUCAAACAUGAUUUGUGGUUAACUGUUAGUAAAAAUAAACUCGAGUUUGGAUCGUGACUAGACAAAUAACUCGCGUUCAAAUUGAUCCACGCCAGCGUGACCUCCACUCAUAGGUGGUCAGCAGACUUACCCAAACAACUUACGCUCAACUCCUCAGUGCAACCAACCUUUGGUGUGUGAAUUUCGACGUUUUUACAGUCUUUUUCCACGUCUUUUCAGGUAAAUUGAUCUUAAUUGUCACUAUCUGUAACAUUAUUUUAGAUUCCAUUACAUUUUAGUGUUCUUAGAACCUUUUCUGGUCCGUUUUUAGCCUCUAAUGUCCGAAUGAACUGUUAUGGAUCUUCGAUGUAAUGACCGGCGCCGACCAAUAUACAUGUUCAAACUGUAGAGUUGAUGGUUGAUGGAAAUGCAUUUUACAGCGGCUAUGCUCUGUCUUAAAACUUAAGAUUAUGACAGAUAGUUAAACCACUGAAAAAAUUUGAAAUUUAAAUCUGUGUGGAAAGAGCGAAAAUACGAACUAAUUGUUGAGUGUUCUGUGGGGACGAAAUUAUAUGCCCGGUCAAAAUUUAUAAUCUUUAACUGGCUGAAAAUCGUCCAGUACCGUGUAAAUUUAUUCCCCAAAGGUUGUAGAGGUAGAGGUCAAGGUAUUUAAACUUAUAAUAGCUAUGAUGCAAACAUUUUACCAGUGGAAAAUGAUUUGAGGCUUAAUCAAAAUCGUACUGAAUGUAAAACUUCCUCUAAGGUUGCUCUUUUGUUACAGGACCUGAACAAUCGAUGAAAAUCGAUGAUUGGAAAAUCGAUCGAUCAAUCGAUGACAAUCGAUUAAUUACUGUUGAUUAGCAUCGAUUGGCAUCGGUCAAUCGAUGAUCAAUCGAUAAUCACACUUAGGUGGUCGUGAACUUCAUUGAUUGCCAUCGAUUGGCACUAAAUUCAUGUCUCCGUAUCUUCAGGUAUCGUGGGAGUGUACGCACAUCGUAUAUUAUUUUUAAACCUCAGUAGCAAAGUUUGAGAAUUGUUCAUUGAUGUGGCUCCAUGAAAAACAGCACAAAUAAUUAAGACAAUUAACAUAUCUUGUUGUCAGUAGUACAAACUUGAUCGAUUUAGCUUCGAGUUCAUUGCAAAGAUUCAACUGGGCGGGGACGCAGUCGUCGUUAAAACAUGAUAAAGCUUAUUGUUAUUUCUUUUUCUUCUUCUAGUUUCUUUAUAUGUCUGUGUGGACGUCCUUGUCCACCUUGAUCUUCCAUGUGGAAUUCUCAAAUAUAAAGCAGUGAUAUCAAAAUGUGUAACUUUAUUAGUACUUGAUGAAAUUGACAAUUGAAAUGUUUGACUGAAUAGGUAAUCGAUUGAUAUUGCAUAUUGAUAACAAUCUAUUAUGUUAAUUGAUCGAUUCCGAUCGAUUAUCGAUUGAUAUUGAUAAUUGAUGAUGAUCAAUAAUCACAAAAAUUUUCGUUAUCGAUUGCCAUUGAUUAUCGAUUUUGUUGAUUGUUCAGGUCCUGGUUGUUAAUACAGGUGAUUUUAACUUUGAUCAACUUUAUGUCAUAACUGUUAAGGUUUGAUGUGAUGGCUACGAAACUUUGAGAAGACUUACAGCUAUCAUUCGGCAAUAAUUCUAUUUUGUUUGUGAAAAAAAAUUUUUGUUUAACUCUGUAAGACCCAAAAUCUGCAUUAAUACAAAUUCUCAAGACUGAUUUCCAUAUAUUUCCUUGAAGAAUUAGUUGAGAGAAUUUGAUAAAAUAUCAAAGCAUUUCCCUUAAGUGAUCAUUAUCUCAAGUAAUUCCCAUAAAUCUUUUCCUUUUGAUGAUGCGUUAGCAUUGUGAGGAGAAAAUUGAUGUUGGUCACUCUUGGGUCUUAAAGAGUAAAGUGGGCUCUGCUUUUCGAAGGAAAUUGCAUCUAAUGAGAAAUUUUGCUGAUAUUUUUGGUAGAAAUGUUUGGUAUCAGCUUUUAUACCAAAUAAAUUUCAAAUUACACAGCAAAAUUUGCUGACAUAACAACAGUGUUGUACCCAGCUCCCACAAAUGCUCAGUAAUGGGACGUAAGUGAGAACAUUAAACAGCAAAGAGGACUAACUUUAAACAGCUGUGGAAUUGUGGGGAUUUUAUCAAUCAUGUUAUUGGUAGUUUUUUGCAAACCUGUCACAAGGACAAUAUUAUCAUAAGAUUUGAUUUAGCAAAAACCAUUUUUAGGGGUUAGUUCCACUUUAAGCAGUGUGAUAAUUGAUUAUAGGAAAAGUAAAAUUGAUUAUUGCUGAAAGUGAACAGAAUUGUUGUUAACAAAAAAUUUCAAAACUUGUGUUAUCUAUUUUAUGAUGUCAUAAUGCAGAUCUAUAUUAUAAUCCUACUUGAUGACCCAUUUCUGAUACAUUCUGUAUGUUUUUGCCAUGAUCAUUUUCUAGAAAAUGACACAACGGCUGUGCUUAAUUCUCUCUAUUGGUUUGUAAGGUUUUUUUUCAUUCACAAAAUAUUUAUCUUUAAGGUCUUGUGUUUUUGCAAUAGUAUUUUCCCUGUUAUUUUCCCAUUUUAUUCCUAAGUAAUGGCACCUCCGGUUCUCCGUGGAUUUGUACAGAGGCACCUUAGGAAUGCUAUUGCAAGGUCUAUAGCCUUUGGUAUGGUGGGUGGAUGUAUAUGGAAGUUUGGUGUUGCUGAUCCCAAGAGAAAACAGUAUGAAGACUUUUACAAGAACUAUGAUGCAGAAAAAGUGGCCAAAGAAAUAGAAGCAGAAAUGGAACCUCUUUCAUAG